Brassica napus (rape) is the source of this 3698-nucleotide messenger RNA. RefSeq names its product ent-copalyl diphosphate synthase, chloroplastic-like. The record is from RefSeq and is a predicted model, not a curated record. Lineage: Eukaryota; Viridiplantae; Streptophyta; Magnoliopsida; Brassicales; Brassicaceae. The coding region runs from base 525 to 2918 and encodes 797 amino acids. Gene Ontology annotation, molecular function: terpene synthase activity; magnesium ion binding. Gene Ontology annotation, biological process: gibberellin biosynthetic process. Gene Ontology annotation, cellular component: chloroplast. The transcript is spliced from 15 exons.
UCGGGGGAUGAAACGACGCCAGAAUCUGCGACCUCGCCAGCGAAGAUAAUACCGAUCUACAGUUCCAGGGAAAGAGAGAAGACGCAGGGUUGCCUUUCGAUUUGAAGAGAUGGAUUUGGAGAUCAAGGCUUCGCCAUCGCCAUCGCAAUCGCCUUCGAGCUUUCGAAAUUUUUUUUUUAUUUAUGAUUUCGGAGUCCUCGAGGAGAAGAACACGCGAACAACACAGAUGGAGACAGCCACUCGCGUGCUGCCACGUCGUCAACGGGACGACCCCGAACAGCCCUUACUUAAGACCCGUCCCACUCUCUUUUAAUUUCUUUUUCAUUUAAAUUAAACCCAUUUGAACGUACGGGACGGGCCUAAGGGCCCCCGAUACCGAUGCUCUUAUAUAAUCCCAUCAGAACUUCUCCCUCUCCACUAUAUCCAUCUUUUCUCUCUAGUUUCUCAAAUCUUAUCACUUAUUUUUCUCUUCUUCACGAAGACUGGAAGAACAGACGAAGACCAAAAGGCUUCUAAUCUAAGCCAUGUCUUUUCAAUACUAUGCUCUUAACUCUGUUCAAAAUAACAACUUUUUCUGUACUAAAACAACAAUAUCUCCUUAUUUCCGUAAGAUCUCAAGAUCUCCUUUCACUGUGGCGAAAAGCAAACCCAAAGGCUGCUCCAUAUCUUGUUCAAAGCUUCCAAUUCAAGAAUCCAAGAAUUCUCAGGAAACUCAACAUGAUGAUCUAUCUCUUAUCCAGUGGCAACAUCUUCAAGGAGAAGAUGCGCCUCAGAUUGGUAUUGGAAGUAGUAAUAGUGUAAUUGAAGAAGCAGUGAAGAGAGUGAAAUCGAUAUUGAGAAACAUAAGUGACGGUGAAAUUACAAUAUCAGCUUAUGACACAGCCUGGGUUGCAUUGAUCGACGCCGGGGAUAAAACUCCAGCGUUUCCCUCCGCCGUGAAAUGGAUCGUUAAUAAUCAACUCUCCGAUGGAUCUUGGGGUGAUGCACAUCUCUUCUCUUAUCAUGAUCGUCUCAUCAACACACUUGCAUGCGUCGUUGCUCUAAGAUCAUGGAAUCUCUUUCCUCAUCAAAGCCAGAAAGGAAUCACGUUUUUCCAAGAAAAUAUUGAAAAGUUAGAAGAAGAAAACGAUGAGCAUAUGCCAAUUGGAUUCGAAGUAGCAUUUCCUUCGUUACUUGAAAUAGCUCGAGGAAUAAACAUAGAUGUACCGUACGAUACUCCGGUCUUGAAAGAUAUAUACGCCAAGAAAGAGCUAAAGCUAACAAGGAUACCAAAAGAGAUAAUGCACAAGAUACCAACAACAUUGCUGCAUAGUUUGGAAGGCAUGCGUGAUUUAGAUUGGGAAAAGCUAUUGAAACUUCAAUGUCAAGACGGAUCUUUCCUCUUCUCUCCUUCCUCCACCGCUUUCGCAUUCAUGCAGACCCGGGACAAUAAUUGUCUCAAGUAUUUGCGCAAUGCCGUUGAACGUUUCAAUGGUGGAGUUCCUGGUGCCUUUCCUGUGGAUCUUUUCGAACACAUAUGGAUCGUGGAUAGGCUACAACGGUUAGGGAUAUCUAGAUACUUUGAAGAAGAGAUUAAAGAGUGUCUUGACUAUGUACACAGAUAUUGGACCGACAAAGGCAUAUGUUGGGCUAGAUGUUCCCAUGUCCAAGACAUCGACGACACAGCCAUGGCAUUUAGGCUAUUAAGACUUCAUGGAUACCAAGUUUCAGCGGAUGUAUUCAAGAACUUUGAGAAAGAAGGAGAGUUUUUCUGCUUUGCGGGGCAAUCAAACCAAGCGUUGACCGGUAUGUUCAAUUUAUACCGGGCAUCGCAAUUGGCGUUUCCAAAGGAAGAGAUAUUGAAAAACGCCAAAGAGUUCUCUUCCAAGUAUCUGAAACAUAAACAAGAUAUAGACGAGUUGAUUGAUAAAUGGAUUAUAAUGAAAGACUUACCUGGCGAGAUUGGGUUUGCGCUAGAGAUUCCAUGGUACGCAAGCUUGCCUCGAGUGGAGACGAGAUUCUAUAUUGAGCAAUAUGGUGGAGAAAACGACGUCUGGAUUGGCAAGACCCUUUAUAGGAUGCCAUAUGUGAAUAAUAAUGAAUAUCUGGAAUUAGCAAAACAAGUCUACAACAAUUGCCAAGCUCUGCAUCAACUCGAAUGGGACACCUUCCAAAAAUGGUAUGAAGAAAGUAGGUUAUAUGAGUGUGGUGUGUGCAGAAACGGGCUCCUCGAGUGCUUUUAUCUAGCGGCUGCGACUAUCUUUGAAAAAGAUAGAUCAGAUGAGAGAAUGGCUUGGGCCAAAUCAAGUGUAUUGGUGAAAGCCAUUUCUUCUUCUUUUGGGGAAUCCUCUGAUUCAAGAGUGAGCUUAUUCGAUCAGUUUCACAAUGCUCGACGAAGUGAUCAUCACUUCAAUGACAGGAGCAUGAUAUUGGACCGACCAGGAUCGGUUCAGCCAAGUCUGCUUGUCGGAAUCUUAAUCAGAACUUUGAAUCAAAUAUCCUUCGACCUCUUCAUGUCUGAUGGGCGUGACGUUAAAAAUCUCAUCUAUCAGUUGUGGGAAGAUUGGCUGGAGAAAUGGAAAUUAGAUGGAGAAGGAGGAGAAGGAGAGCUCAUGUUGAAGAUGAUACUUUCAAUGAAGCACAAUGACCUAACUAGCUUAUUCUCUCAUCCUAACUUUGUUCGUCUCUCAGAAAUCAUCAACCGAAUCUAUCUUAUUUCCCAAUAUUCAAAGGCAAGUAGAAACGUUGAGAAGGAGAAAAUAAAAAUAAUGGAGAAUGAGAUGGAGCAAAUGGUUGAGUUAGUACUGUCAGAGAUUGACACACUCCGUGAUGUCAGCAUCACCUUUCUUGAUGUAGCAAAGGCUUUUUACUAUUAUUUUUCAUGUGGUGAUCAUCUCCAAAGUCACAUCGUCAAAGUCUUAUUUCAAAAAGUCUUAUAGCCUCAUCAAUGAUGUGUUUUAAUUAAGUAAUUAAUGUGUCAUAAAAGAUUCAUAAAUCUAUGGAUGCUUGUACAUGGAUAGCCUCAUCAAUGAUGUGUCCUCUCCUAUCAUGGCUGAAGCCCUCGCCAAUAGAGAAACUCUAACACACGUAAUCUCACUCACAUCUUGCUCCGAUCAGAUUCCCAAGAGCUCAGAGCAAUCACAUCAAGACGUCGACCGGUGGAACUCCAUGGAGUAUUUUCGGACAUCGUUCUUCUGGUUAACUCCUAGUCUUCUCCGUUCUCCUUUUGUUGUGUUUCUUUUAUUUUCAGAAAAUUAAAUGGGCCAGUAGAUCUUAUUGGCAAAGCAUCCUUGCUUCCUGUAAUGAACUAAGUCCUAUUUAAUUUCUAAUAGUAUUUGGGGUUAAAAAAAGAAUAUUUUAUUUGUUUUUAUUUUUAUGUAUCUUUAUUAAAGAUGUAGGGUAUACAUGAAUGGCCAUAAUCUAGGGGUGAUUUUGCAGAAGAAACAUAGGAGUGAUGGAUAUGGGGUUUAGCAUAAUAAGAGCUAGGGACUCAUGUAGAUGUCAUGUCAAAACGACGUCUCACUUUUCUAGAGAUCACUUUGUUUUUUUUCGGUGUGAUUUUGUUUGUCGUGACUUGCAUGCAUGCCUUUGAAAAGUUAUUUUGGUGUGGCAGAGAGAUAAGCUCCACUUUAAAACACAUGAUCUUGAUGACUAGGUUUUGUACUCUUUUCUUUGGAUAACACCCCAGACCCAACUUAUCAAGACAUUAUCAUACUAUC